This is a messenger RNA of Tachysurus vachellii, 1741 nucleotides long. Its product is annotated as CMRF35-like molecule 3. NCBI's taxonomy places the organism in Eukaryota, Metazoa, Chordata, Actinopteri, Siluriformes, Bagridae. The record is from RefSeq and is a predicted model, not a curated record. The transcript is spliced from 3 exons. Bases 331 to 741 code for a protein of 136 amino acids.
AGACUGAGAGGAAAAACAAAGAAGUGAUAUCACAGUUACGUUGCAGUACACAACUCCACUGGUCAUUAGUUUAGUAUCAGAAACAUGUUUUCUGUUCUUUUGUUUCUGUUACAUUGACAGCAGCUGUUGUAACAACGACACUCAACACUUCACACACACUUCCUGAGUGGUUUUCUGUCAGCAGCUUCCAAAAGUGGAAGUGGACAUGAUGUUGCUUUCUACUAACGCCACACAAAACGACGCCCAGUCACAGAGACAAGGACAGUGCUGGAGUGUCAUAUACAGUAACUAAUAUUUUAUUAUUUAUUAUUUUCUGAGUCUGGAUUUAGAAUGAAGAUCCUCCUCAUCUUCAUCUUCUUCCUGACUCCCGAUGGUACUGAUGCUGUAACUAUAGUAACUGGAUACAGAGGAGGAUCAGUUCAGAUUAAAUGCUCCUAUGAAUCUGGAUAUGAAGAUAACAACAAAUAUCUCUGCAGAGGUGAAUGUUCCUAUGUGGGGAAUAAAGACAUUCCUGUUAAAUCUGGAUCUCCUGCUGAAGACCCCAGAUUUUCUCUGUAUGAUGACAAAACAGCCCGAGUCUUCACCGUCAACAUCACUGAUCUGAGACCUGAGGAUGGAGGCACUUACUGGUGUGUGAUAGAGCGGACAUUGAAAGAUAUUUACACAGAGAUUCUACUGCAGGUUAAAACAGCGCCAUCACCAGGAAAGCCCAGCAGCAUCUCUACUUCCUACAAAGGCUGAGGAAGGCACAUCUCCCUCCCCCCAUCCUGACCAUGUUCUACAGAGGGACCAUUGAGAGCAUCCUGAGCAGCUGCAUCACUGUCUGGUUCGGGAACUGCACCAUCUCAGAUCGCAAGACCCUGCAGCGGAUUGUGAGGACAGCGGAGAUGAUCAUUGGGGUCUCUCUUCCCUCUAUCACAGACACUUACACCACACGCUGCAUCCGCAAAGUCAACAGCAUUGUGGAUGACCCCACACACCCCUCACACACACUCUUCACCCUCCUGCCAUCUGGAAAAAGGUACCGAAGCAUUCGGGCCCUCACGACCAGACUGUGUAACAGUUUCUUCCCACAAGCCAUCAGACUUCUCAACAACUGAAAUGUACUGUACUGAGCACAACAUACACACACAUCAUCUGUAUGGACUGCAUAGACCCUCACAAAACACACACACUGACACAACAUACUGUUUACAUGCUGCUUACAAUCCAGCAAACUGUUUACAUGCUGUUUUGCACACCUUGUCUGCUGUUUUUUGCACAAAUUGUCCCAACAUUUCAGCCGUUUUUGCACAUAUUGUACAAUAUCUCAGCCAUUUCGCACAUACUAUAUUAACGCAUACAGUAUUAACACUGGUCGGUCGGCGCUGUUUCUGUGACUGUUUACUAUUUAUUGUCUUUUGUGUACUGCAUUUUGUGUACUUUUUGUACUGUCUUGUAACUUUGUGUCUGCACUGUCAUUGUCCUGCACUGUCCUGUCCUGCACUGUCUUUUGUCCUGCACUGUCUUUUGUCCUGCACUGUCUUUUGUCCUGCACUGUCUUGUCUGUCUUGUUUGUCUUGUCCUGCACUGUUUGCACCAGGUUGCACAGUUGCACUUUAUGUGGCUAAGACUACUUACAAGUCUUUAGCCCUGUCUUUGUUUUUAUGUAGCACCUUGAUCCUGGAGAAACGUUGUCUCAUUUCACUAUGUACUGCAACAGCUAUAUAUGGUUGAAAUGACAAUAAAAGCUUCUUGACUU